This is a messenger RNA of Drosophila willistoni, 641 nucleotides long. RefSeq names its product valine-rich protein. The transcript has 2 exons. The record is from RefSeq and is a predicted model, not a curated record. Bases 79 to 585 code for a protein of 168 amino acids. Lineage: Eukaryota; Metazoa; Arthropoda; Insecta; Diptera; Drosophilidae.
AGAGGGCAACUGUUGGCAUUGGUUAGGCGAGUUCCGGCAAGACAACGACAAAGACCACGACAACAGCUGCAUCUAAAAAUGUGGAGAUUUCUGUUAAUCUGUAGCUUACACUUGAUUUAUGCCUCAGAUCAUGGAGGCGAAGGCAUUGGAGAUGGUCACUACGGAGCAAGUGGUGGGGGAGGAGGCGGCGGCGGGGGUGGUGGAGGACACUAUCAUCAUCAGGGUACGCCCACAACAUAUUCGGAAAUCUCUAAGCAUGUACCCGUUCAUGUUAUCGAGAAAAUUCCACUUCCUAUACCCCAUCCCGUGGCUGUAAAGGUUCCAAAUGUCAUUCAUUUGCAAAUACCAGAACCCUAUGCCGUUCAUGUGCCUGUCCAGCAGGAGAUUCAGGUGCCAGUCUAUAAAAUUGUACCAGAAAUCACAGAAAGAAAGAUACCCUACACAGUGGAGAAACCGUAUCCUGUGGAAAUCGAGAAACCGUAUCCCGUUGAGGUAAUCAAACAGAUUAAAAUUCCGGUGCCGAAACCGUAUCCAGUGCCAAUAACCAUCUACAAACACGUGUUGCAUAAGGAACACGGUUGGUAAUCGAUUCGACGAGUAUUAAAUAAGUGUCCCCUAGGCCAGUUUGAAAAAUUGUUAAU